GGGUUACGUCAAACAACAAAUCACAAGACUAGACCGAAAAAAUCUGCAAAUUAAAUUCUUGCAGUUUUGAGUUCCGAGAGUGAUUUUCAAGUGAAAAAGUGUUGAAAUCAUGUCGGGAAAUUUAGCAGGGGCGCCCCCAAAAAUCAAGGAAAUGAUGACGUCGCUGGACGACGAUAAAAUCGAUAUGUUGGCAGCCACUAGUGUCCUACAGCAAAAAGCUACCGAUAUUCGUAGCCAGAAAGUCAAUUGGCAGUCUUAUUUUCAAUCUCAAAUGAUAUCUCAAGAAGACUACACAUUCAUUGUGGCCUUUGAUGUGUCAGACAGCCAGCAGAAAAAUUCCCUAUUGAUGCAGGACAGAAAUCAGGCUGCCCAAACUUUGCUGAACUUGUUGGGGCACGUUUCCAAGGACCAAACCUUGCAGUAUAUUCUGGUGUUGGUCGACGAUAUGUUGCAAGAAGAUCGUAGUCGUGUCGAAAUUUUCCACGAAUACGCCAGCAAAAAGAAGGAAUCAGUCUGGGGUCCAUUUCUAAAUCUCCUCAACCGUCAAGACGGUUUCAUAACCAACAUGACGUCGAGAAUCAUCGCCAAAAUCGCUUGCUGGUCGCAAACGCCCAUGGAAAGGGCCGAUUUGCACUUUUACCUCACUUGGUUAAAAGACCAACUCAAGUCUCAGCAUGACGCUUUGGACGCCUUACAGUCUACAGGUUCACUUAGGGGCGAGGCCACAGAACAUUACUCCAAAAGUCAGUUCGAUGAGCAGGGGCUAUCGAUGGCUGAAAUUUCGAACAACGAAUACAUCCAAUCAGUAGGCAGAUGCCUUCAAAUGAUGCUAAGAAUCGACGAAUACCGCUUUGCUUUCGUCUCUGUCGACGGCAUUUCCACUUUGCUGAGUGUUUUGGCUGGACGUGUUAAUUUCCAAGUCCAAUAUCAAUUAAUCUUUUGUAUUUGGGUGUUGACGUUUAACCCGUUGUUGGCCGAAAAAAUGAACAAGUUCAACGUGAUUCCGAUUUUGGCCGACAUUCUUAGCGAUUCUGUUAAAGAAAAAGUGACUAGGAUUAUUUUGGCUGUUUUUAGAAAUUUGAUUGAGAAGCCUGAUGAUGCGCAAGUGGCCAAGGAACAUUGCAUUUCGAUGGUUCAGAGUAAGGUUUUGAAACAGCUACAAAUCUUGGAGCAGCGCAAAUUCGACGACGAAGACAUUAGCGCAGACAUCGAGUUUUUGUCUGAAAGAUUGCACUCUUCCGUUCAGGAUUUGAGUUCGUUUGACGAAUACGCUACUGAAGUGAAAUCGGGCCGUCUGGAAUGGUCUCCGGUCCACAAAAGCAAAUUUUGGCGUGAAAACGCUCAGAGACUCAAUGAAAAGAAUUACGAGUUGUUGCGCAUCCUGAUUCAUCUUUUGGAAACCAGCAAAGAUCCCCUGGUGUUGGCUGUGGCCAGUUUCGAUAUUGGAGAGUAUGUCAGGCACUAUCCACGAGGAAAACAUGUAAUUGAACAACUGGGAGGCAAACAACUGGUAAUGCAACUGCUCGCCCACGACGACCCCAACGUCCGCUACGAAGCCCUUUUGGCCGUCCAAAAGCUGAUGGUGCACAACUGGGAAUAUUUAGGCCGUCAGCUGGAACAAGAAGUCGGCGUCGACAAACCCGGAUUGCUGGCUGGCAAAGCGUAAUCACCUUUUCCUUCAUUUUAUCCAGCAGUAUUUUUAUUUUUUAUAGACAUAAGAGAAUUAGUUUGGAACCUAAACCGUCGUCCGAUAGUACAGUCACUUGGCUCAAGUAGGUCAAAGAAUAGUUUUUAAAAAAAGAAACAGUUACAUUCCCGAAAUGAAGUUUUACUAUGAUUUAUACAAAAAAAGGGCGUUGAUUAGGCUUCUAUAGUAAUUGUUGUAAUUUCAAUAAAAAUAUCUUUGUUAUUUGUGUAAUUAUUGUAAAUUUAAAAUAAUAUAU
This is a messenger RNA of Ceutorhynchus assimilis (cabbage seed weevil), 1943 nucleotides long. Lineage: Eukaryota; Metazoa; Arthropoda; Insecta; Coleoptera; Curculionidae. The record is from the annotation of a GenBank genome assembly.